Molecule: messenger RNA, 1960 nt
Organism: Acomys russatus (golden spiny mouse)
Lineage: Eukaryota; Metazoa; Chordata; Mammalia; Rodentia; Muridae
Exons: 11
Coding region: 107-1750 (547 amino acids)
Biological process (GO): dephosphorylation
Molecular function (GO): phosphatase activity
Source: RefSeq, a predicted model, not a curated record
UCGGGCCGCACGGGCUUCCGUAGCUGGACGCGGGCGGUGGCGGCGCCACGUCCCUGGCGGCGUCAGGGAAGCAGUCAGUCCAGCCUGGGAAUAGUUUGGGGUAACAAUGGCCUUCACGCUGUAUUCCCUCAUGCAGGCGGCCCUGCUGUGCGUGAACGCCAUCGCCGUGCUGCACGAGGAGCGCUUCCUCAAGAACAUUGGCUGGGGGACAGACCAGGGAAUUGGUGGAUUCGGAGAGGAGCCAGGAAUUAAGUCUCAGCUAAUGAACCUUAUUCGGUCAGUGAGAACCGUGAUGAGAGUGCCAUUGAUAAUAGUAAACUCAGUUACUAUUGUAUUGCUUUUCUAUUGCGGAAGCCCCGGGUUCCCUUGCCCACCCCACUCUCUCGCCAACUGCGGCCUCUUCUCACUUCGAGAGGCGCAGGGCGGGACUUCCGGCGCGUCGGGACUCCGUCCGGGUCGGGUGUUGUGCACGACAAGCGCCCUGGGCUUUCCAGAGGACGGCGGGCCAGUGAGGGUGAGGAGGCGCGCGCAACCAAGAGGCGGAGGGUUGGGGAAUGGCGACCGCGCCCCUGCCGGAGGCCACUUCUGUGAGCCGGUUGGGGAAAAUACCAGCGCCUCCUUAGAGAACCGCGCUGCUGGGCCGGGCCUCCCCGAGUCUUGUAGCGGCGACCGGUCCUCUCGGCCUGCGCAGCUCUGCAGUUUAGUGGGAGGUGCAAGCAGGUGGGACAAAGGCGGUAGGUUUUAUACUGGAGACGCACAGACGCAGAAAGAGCAGUUGAAGUUAUCAGAGGAAGUGAUACCUGAGACCGCACUGAAGGAGGUGGCCAGACGGGAGGAGGAUGGUGAAGGAGAGGGGCGCGUGAGGGAGGCAGAAGGCUCGGCGGGCUGCCAAGAGCCUGGGUGUGGGAGUGAACCUAAAUCGGUUGCAGAGGUGGAGGACGCCCUUUGGGCUCUUGGGACCAAGCCCGUGUAUACCAAGCGUUCCUUUUAUCAAAUACUAGUCUCUAAAGGUUCCGAAGAGAGUAGAGAGCCUGGCAAAUCCAGCCAGGGCCUAAUAGGACUAGCUAAAAAGUUACGAGCUGCUUCUGUGAUGGUUCGGUUUGUGACCAAUACAACGAAAGAGAGCAAGCAAGAUCUACUGGAAAGGUUGAAAAAACUGGAGUUUGAGAUCUCCGAAGAUGAAAUAUUCACGUCUCUGACGGCAGCCCGAAACUUAGUUGAGCAGAAACAAGUCAGGCCCAUGCUGCUGGUUGAUGACCGUGCACUGCCUGACUUCACAGGAGUACAAACAGGUGACCCCAAUGCUGUGGUCAUAGGCCUGGCACCAGAGCAUUUCCACUACCAGCUUCUGAAUCAGGCAUUUCGGUUACUCCUGGAUGGGGCCCCUCUGAUAGCUAUCCAUAAGGCCAGGUACUACAAGAGAAAAGAUGGCUUAGCCUUGGGACCAGGACCCUUCGUGACUGCCUUAGAGUAUGCCACAGACACAAAAGCCACAGUAGUGGGAAAGCCAGAGAAGACAUUCUUUCUGGAAGCAUUGAGAGACACCGGAUGUGCACCAGAAGAGGCCGUCAUGAUAGGAGAUGAUUGCAGGGACGAUGUUGGUGGGGCUCAGAACACCGGCAUGCUGGGCAUCUUAGUCAGAACUGGGAAAUACCGAGCAGCAGAUGAAGAAAAGAUUAACCCACCUCCUUACUUAACUUGUGAGAGCUUCCCUCACGCUGUGGACCACAUUCUGCAGCAUCUCCUGUGAACGGCCUGUGCUGUGAGGCAGCUCCAUCUGCAGCCUCCAUUGUCUGGACCAGACCGAUCCUUCCUAACAUAGUGGCAUCAGCAGACAGCGCCAUCCAGUCGGACUCUCUCAUUGCGCAUUAAUUAGGAAGAGGGUAUCAAGUUGUAGCCAGCCCAAAACCUUGCUAAUCUCUUUUGUUUUCUUUUGUAAAAGAAGAGACUUGAAGAAAGG